Lathyrus sativus (Indian pea) is the source of this 774-nucleotide messenger RNA. The record is from the annotation of a GenBank genome assembly. NCBI's taxonomy places the organism in Eukaryota, Viridiplantae, Streptophyta, Magnoliopsida, Fabales, Fabaceae.
AUGGCAAUGAUGCCAUACUACCUUUCUAGGUUACCUUAUCAUGACUCCCUUCAAAUUCUUGAGGCUGAUAUACAACAAGCUAAUUCUUUGGCUGCUGAAAUUCCAAGAGCAAAGGGAGGAAAUCUUAUUAAAAUGAAAUUGGUUUGUAAUCAAUUGGCUCCUCUUGUUUUGUUGUUUCUUCAAUGGAUGGAUUGGUCUUGUGCUGGCUUUUUGCAUAGUUAUCUCAACCUCUUCCACAUACUUAUAUACAAAGAACCAAAUGAUGGUAGAUCAAUCUUGUCUAGUCGUGGAAGGAAAGCAACCAUUAAGGAUUUUUAUGCGGUUAUAUUGCCGUCUCUUCAGCGGCUUCAUGGUAGCUUCGACGACAAGUUGGAGACUUGUGAAGAAAUGAACACGGGUUUUGAAGGUUUGGUUUGUGGCCAGAAGGUGAUUGAGGGAGAUGGGAAACUAACCGAUGUUGAUUUACAAAGAGAAGAUGAAUGUGGGAUUUGCUUAGAGCCUUGUACCAAAAUGGUUUUGCCUAAUUGCUGUCACGCCAUGUGCAUCAAAUGCUACCGCAAGUGGAACAGAAAGUCCGAGUCGUGUCCUUUUUGUCGCGGUAGUUUGAGGAGGGUUAAUUCAGAAGAUCUAUGGGUAUUAACUUGCGAUGAAGAUGUUGUCGAUGCUGAAACAGUUUCUAAAGAAGAUUUGUUGCGGUUUUACCUCUAUAUCAACAAGCUUCCCAAAGAUAACCCCGACGCACUUUUCCUAAUGUAUUACGAAUACCUGAUUUGA